GCUAUGUCAGCAGGACACGUCAGCAGGACACGUCAGCAGGCUAUGUCAGCAGGACACGUCAGCAGGACACGUCAGUUGUGCCACGUCAGCAGCAAGGGAUACCACAUCAACAGGCCCCCGCUCCGGUCUAUGCUGUUGCGAUCUCAAACAGCAGUCAUGGACCAGAGGCCCGGGGAAGCAGACGAGGCCUAUCAGGCCCGCAUGCUGGCCUGGAGUACCGAGACUAAGAAACGGGCAGAUGACGCUGCAGCAGCAGCGAAGAAAAAGGCAGAAGAUGCCGAGCAGGCACGUCUGCUGGCACUUGAACAACAGCGCCAGCAUGACGAGGCAACAGCACGGGCCGCGGAUGAAGAAAGGAACCAGCAUCGUGAGAAGAUAUUUACCGGAGAGCGGGCGUUACUUACCAUGGCAGCAGAAUGGCGAACCGAGGCCGAGAAUAGCCAGUUGGAGGAUAGCGCAAACAAGAUAGCGCUCCUCCUCUCGCAUCUCACGGAUCUCCUGGCAACUUGCAUUACACAGCAGGUAGAGAUCCUUGGUCUCGAUAGAUCGCUAGCUCACCUCCAAGACCGUUUUCAGCGGUUAGAGCAGCGACCAGUCGCCGCCGCCGACGCAGGCUCUUCCAAUACUGUCGACCGCCUCAAUGCAUUGGAGAUGCACGUCAUCUCACUCCAGGAUGGCGCACAGUUACAGCUCACUGCGAUGCAACAGUUGCAGCAGCGGGUCUGUACCACCACCACUACCUCGAGUACGGAGCCGCGCGAGACAACUCCAAAGUUUGACGCACAGGAGAUCUUCUGCGACUCCAUGAAGGCAGAUCCGAUUCCAUGGUUCCGCAAGUUCGAGCUCACGCUGCAUCUGUCCAACGUCAAGGAACACAAGCAUCACGCCUACUUGUACUCUCCGGCCGACUUGCACACCAAGAUCAGUUGGGAUGAUCUGAAGGCGGCGUGGCACGAGCGGUUCCAGGUGGAGCCGCCAGAGAUCAAAGCCAUGGACAAACUCAUGGUCUUCGAGCAAGGCACGCUGCCGAGUACGGACUGGAUCGCCGAGUACCAACGCUUGACGUCAGUCCCAAACAUCCAGAUGGGCUUCAAGGCCAUCCGCCAUUACUUCAUCUCAAGGUCAUGUCCGACAUUAAGCAAUGCUGUGACUCAUGUCGAGGACACCUUCACGACGACGGCGGAGUUGUUCGAUCAGGCUGCGCAGAUCAUUAUCGCGAACAAGGAGGCCAAGAACCUCCGUUCAUCUUCGUCAGGCCCGAGCAGGGACCAGCAUCAGCCAAGAAUGGCCGUGGUCGCAGCGGCAGCGCUGUUAGACAAGACCAGCGAGGCUGUGUCUGCCAGUGAAGGGGACAGAUUCGCAGCCGCCCGGGAAGGUGGCCGCCCCGGCAGAGGCCGAGGACGCGGCAAGACGAAGUCACACACCGUUUCUAGCCCCGGGCCCGGUGCAGCAGCUCAGACAGGCCCAUGGACCCCCGCUAAUCUUCACACUUACCUAUCCUUCUAUCCACCACCAACUUCGCCGACGGAUGACGAAGUCGCGGUGGGGGACAUCCUGGCAUAUACUACCAAGGUGGCCCGCGAGCUUCGCACGCAGCGGUACGAUAACAACAAUGCACCGCUCAUGUAUGUCCGCAUCCAGGUUGGGCAAGCGUCCUGCAGCGCUUUGCUGGAUAGCGGCGCGUCUCGCAACUUCAUGAGCCAAUCUUUUAUGCAAAGGGCUGGCCUUGGCGCACAAGUUCGGAGGAAGGCAAACCCGACGACAAUGAAGUUGGCGGAUGGAAAGACGCAACAACUUCUCGACCGUUACCUCGAGGCCGUACCGGUCCACUCCGCACCUCAUGCAUGCGAACCGGUAACAUUCGAUAUUCUCGAUACGGACUUCGACAUCAUUUUGGGAAUGCCUUGGCUUGCAAGUGCGGAUCACACGGUCAACUUCCAUCGGCGGACUCUUAGCGUUCGCGACGCCUUCGGCGCGGAAGUGGCGUGUACUAUUCCUCUCCCGCACCCUUCGAUCCGGUGCCAAGUGGUGACGACCAAAUCAUUCCGGGCGACUUGCGCUUACGAGCAGCCCGAGGAGAUCGGCCUAUGUUUCCUACGGACCGUCGCGGUAGCCGACUCUUCACCCACGGACUUGUCUUUGGACCCCCGUGUGGUACGGUUGCUAGACGAGUUCGCAGACAUCUUCGAGUCACCUACCGGUGCGGUGCCUGGUCGGUUGCAUCUAUGGAUGAGCGAGGAGGAGCUUGAGGUCCUCCGCGCACAACUCGAUGAUUUGUUGGCCAAGGGCUGGAUCCGCCCGAGUAGCUCCCCAUAUGGAGCACCAGUUCUCUUCGUCAGGAAGAAGAACAAGGAUCUACGAUUGUGUAUCGACUACCGCAAGCUCAACGCGCAAACCGUCAAGAAUGCGGGGCCUCUUCCUCGCAUCGACGAUCUUCUCGAGCGGCUGGGCGGUGCGAAGUAUUUUUCCAAGUUGGAUUUGAAAUGGGGAUAUCAUCAAAUCUUGAUUCAGCCGAACGAUCGCUAUAAGACGGCGUUCAAGACGAGGUAUGCGCAUUUUGAGUGGGUGGUCAUGCCUUUUGGCCUCACCAACGCCUUGGCGACCUUUGAGGCGACGAUGACCAAUGAGUUCCGUGCAAUGUCGGACCGGUUCGUGCUGGUCUACUUAGACGAUAUUCUCGUCUAUAGCCGGUCAUUGGAGGAUCAUCUGGGGCAUCUUCGACAAGUGUUGGAGACGCUCCGCCGCGCCAAGUACAAGGCCAACCGUGACAAGUGUGAAUUUGUCCGGCAAGAGCUGGAAUACUUGGGCCAUUUUGUCACACCGGAGGGCAUCAGUCCGCUAUCGGACAAGAAAAAGGUCGUCCAAGAGUGGCUGGAGCCUCGGAACGUCACGGAUGUCCGCUCGUUCCUCGGUCUUACCGGCUACUAUCAGCGCUUCAUCAAAGGCUACUCCAAGAUCGCGGCCCACUUGAACAAGCUUCAGUGUGAGGAUCGGUCAUUUGACUUCGGAGAGGAGGCGCGAGGAUCAUUCUUCGCUCUCAGAGCCGCGCUAUUGUCUGCGGAGGUCUUGCAGAUAAACGACCCGCUUGCGCCUACGCGCGUUACUACGGAUGCGUCAGGCUAUGGCAUUGGUGCAGUCCUCGAGCAACAUGAUGGUGUGGACUGGCACCUGGUCGAGUACUUCAGCAAGAAAGUGCCCCUCGUGCAUUCCAUUGACGAUACACGCAAGAAGGAGCUCCUCGCCUUCGUCCACGCGCUCAAGUGGUGGCGACACUUCCUCCUUGUCUACUCGACCUUCGAGAUUGACGACGACCUGCAGAACAGCUUCAUCCGCGGCUACCAAGCCGACCCUGAGUUUCGCGACAAGUACGCGAAUUGCUCCUCUCCUAAUCCGGCUCCUUCUCACUACCAGAUCCAAAAGGGAUACUUGCUUGUCCACACGUGGGGGAAGGACCUUCUUUGCGUACCGAGUGAUCCUCACUUGCGUACACGGCUUCUUGGCGAGUUCCACGACGCUCCCGCCAGUGGACAUUUUGGAGUCAAUCGCACGAUUGGCCGACUUCGCCAGCGAUUUUGGUGGCCCGGCCUUUCCGGCGACGUCACACGGUAUUGCGAGUCAUGCGAGGUUUGCCGACGCUGCAAAUCCUGCAACCAUCGUCCGAACGGCGAGUUACGACCAUUGCCAGUCCCGUUGCGGCGAAGGGAAGCGAUUGCCAUGUACAUUACCGGCCCGUUCCCCAAGCACAAGACCGGAGUGGAUGGGAUUCUCACGGUGGUCGACCGACUCACCAAGUUCGCCAUGCUUUUGCCUUGUCGCUAUCAUGCCAAGGCACCGGAGUUGGCCGAGGUUCUUUACGCCGGUUGGAUUCGCACCAAGGGUUACCCCAAGGAGAUCGUUUGCGACCACGACAAUCGGUUCAUGUCCGAUUUUUGGUUGGCGCUCAUCAAGCGAUGGGGCUCAUCACUCAAGCCCAGUUCAGCUCGCCACCCUCAAACCGAUGGCCAGACAGAGAGGGCGCAUCAAACCGCACAUGUUCUCCUUCGCACUCUCAUCCGCCCCGACCAGAAAGAUUGGGUUGAGCGACUGUCGGACGUCGAGUUGGCCUACAACUCUUCCAUCCACCCGACUAUUGGGAUAUCGCGCUUCGAGUUCGAGAAUGGCUCGCCGGUCACAUCACCGUUGGACACUAUUACUCCACGCAAGGCCGAGAGCGAGGACCAUCUUCUUUUCUUGCGUCGGAUGUAAGAGCUUCUUGUCAAGGCACGCGACCAGAUGGCUAAGACGCA
Messenger RNA from Chara braunii, 4286 nucleotides. NCBI's taxonomy places the organism in Eukaryota, Viridiplantae, Streptophyta, Charophyceae, Charales, Characeae. The record is from the annotation of a GenBank genome assembly.